GACCUUUCUCUCCCUUUGCAGCUCAUCCCUGAGAUCUCCUCCCUCUCCUGGUUCACCACCGUGGUUCCUCUGGUCUUGGUCCUGACCGUGUCCGCAGUCAAGGAUGCCAUGGAUGAUGUUAAUCGCCAUGCAAACGACAAGCAGGUCAACAACCGGCCAGUUAAGGUGCUGAUUGAUGGCAGUUUGAAGGAAGACUUGUGGCUCAACGUUGAAGUGGGAGACAUCAUCAAGCUGGAGAACAAUAAUUUUGUGACAGCGGACAUCCUCUUGCUCUGCAGCAGUGAGCCCCACAGCCUGACCUAUAUUGAGACAACGGAACUGGACGGGGAAACCAACCUGAAGGUGAAGCAGGCGCUGACAGUCACUGCAGGGCUGGGGGGGGACCUGCAGGCCCUGAGCAACUUCAAUGGGGAAAUCCGCUGCGAAGCCCCCAACAACCGGCUGGGCAGGUUCACUGGGACCCUUUCCUUCAAGAAGGAGAAAUACGCCCUGGACAACGAGCAGCUGCUGCUGAGGGGCUGCAUCAUCCGCAACACCGAGUGGUGCUUCGGACUGGUCAUCUUUGCCGGGCCAGACACCAAGCUGAUGCAAAACAGCGGGAAAACCAUUUUGAAACGGACCAGCAUCGAGCGCCUCAUGAACUACUUGGUCUUGGUGAUCUUCCUCUUUUUGGCUAUCAUGUGUUUGAUCCUGGCCAUCGGCAACUGCAUCUGGGAAUACAACCAGGGCUACCGGUUCCAGGUGUACCUGCCCUGGGCAGCAGAUGUCAACUCGGCAUUUUUCUCUGCAUUUCUUGUGUUCUGGUCUUAUGUCAUCAUCCUCAACACCGUGGUGCCCAUUUCUCUCUAUGUCAGCGUUGAGAUCAUUCGCCUGGGCAACAGCUGCUACAUCGACUGGGACCACAAGAUGUACUACCCGCCCCACGAUAUGCCCGCCCAGGCCCGCACCACCACCCUCAAUGAGGAGCUGGGGCAGAUCAAAUACGUCUUCUCUGACAAAACGGGGACCCUCACUAAGAACAUUAUGAUCUUCAACAAGUGCUGCAUCGCUGGGAAGCUCUACGGAGAUAUUCUGGAUUCAGAGGGAUUCCUGGUGGAGGACAUUGAGGCAAUGGACAGAGUUGACUUUUCAUGGAACCCUUUGGCCGACCCAAAGUUUGCCUUUUAUGACUGCAGACUGCUUGAAGCGGUGAAGGCCAGGGAUGAGUCCACACACAGGUUCUUCCGCCUCCUUUCCCUCUGCCACACAGUGAUGCCAGAAGAAACAAAGGAGGGCACGUUGGUGUACCAAGCCCAGUCCCCAGACGAGGGGGCCUUGGUGACCGCAGCCCGGAACUUCGGCUUUGUGUUUCGUGCCCGCACCCCCACGACCAUCACUGUGGUGGAAAUGGGGACAACGGUGGUUUACGAUCUGCUGGCCAUUCUGGACUUCAACAAUGUGCGCAAAAGGAUGUCCGUCAUUGUGCGAAACCCGAGUGGUCAGCUGACUCUGUACUGCAAAGGGGCCGACACCAUCCUGUACAAGCUCCUCCAUCCCUCCUGCAAACAGCUCGAGGAAGAGACUACCGAGCACUUGGAUGAGUUUGCCGGGGAAGGUUUGCGGACCUUGGUGGUAGCUUACCGAGACCUGGAGGAGUCCUACUUUGAGAGCUGGCGGAAGCGCCACCACAAGGCGAACACCAGCCUGCAGGACCGAGAGGGGAAGCUGUCCAAGGUGUUUGAGGAGAUCGAGAGAGACCUGCAGCUCCUGGGUGCCACCGCUGUGGAGGACAAGCUGCAGGAUGGGGUGCCCCAGACCAUUGAGAUCCUGGGAAGGGCAAGCAUUAAAAUCUGGGUGCUUACUGGUGACAAGCAAGAGACCGCAGUGAACAUCGGCUAUUCCUGCAACAUGCUGUACGAUGCCAUGAAGGACAUCUUCACCAUUGACGGUGACAGCUGGGAGGAAGUGGAACAGCAGCUCAGGAUAGCAAAGGAUAGGAUGCAAGCAGACCUCGAUGCGAAGCCAGAAGAUUUGAACAUCAGGAGGUCAACCUCCUCCGGCUUCUGGAACAAAGAGGCCGCCAGCGGAGACUACGGCCUGAUCAUUAAUGGGCACAGCUUGGCCUAUGCGCUGGAGGGGGAGCUGGCGGAACUGCUGGUGGACACAGCCUGCCUGUGCAAAACGGUGAUCUGCUGCCGGGUGACUCCGCUGCAGAAGGCCCAAGUGGUGGAGCUGGUGAAGAAGUACAGGAACGCCGUCACCCUGGCCAUCGGAGAUGGCGCCAACGAUGUCGGCAUGAUCAAAACUGCCCACAUUGGCGUCGGCAUCAGUGGCCAGGAGGGGAUGCAGGCGGUGAUGUCCAGCGACUUCUCCUUCGCCCAGUUCCGCUACCUACAGCGGCUACUGCUGGUCCACGGCCGGUGGUCAUACAUCCGCAUGUGCAAGUUCUUGUCUUACUUCUUCUACAAAAACUUUGCGUUCACGCUGGUGCACUUCUGGUUCGGCUUCUUCUCCGGCUUCUCCGCCCAGACCGUGUAUGACGAAUGGUUCAUCACCCUUUACAACAUGGUAUACACCUGUUUGCCAGUGCUUGGAAUGAGCCUCUUUGACCAGGACGUGGAUGACCGCUGGAGCCUGCAGUUUCCCCAGCUGUACGUCCCUGGCCAGCAGAACCUGUACUUCAACAAGAAGGAGUUUGCCAAGUGCAUCCUCUACAGCAUCUACAGCUCCCUGGUGCUUUUCCUGGUCCCCUAUGGAACCACUUUUGAUUCUGUGCGGAACGACGGGAGGAACGUUGCUGAUUAUCAGUCCUUCGCCCUCAUGGUGCAGACCUGUCUGCUCAUCGUGGUGUCGGUCCAGAUGGGCUUAGACACGGCCUACUGGACGGCCGUGAACCAACUCUUCCUCUGGGGCAGCCUGGCCAUCUACUUUGUCAUCACCUUCACCUUGUACAGCGAUGGCACCUACCAGAUAUUCACCUCCUCCUUCCCCUUUGUCGGCACCGCCCGGAACAUCCUCAACCAGCCCAAGGUCUGGCUCUCCAUCUGCCUCUGCGUGAGUCUCUGCGUCCUGCCGGUCAUCGCCUUCCGGUUCUUCAAGAUGCAAUUCAUGCCCAGCCUCAGCGAUCAGGUGGUGCGCAGAGUGAAGCAGCUGCGCAAAUCGCCCGGCCCGCCCGCCCUGAAGCGCUACCUGCAGCGCAGCGCCUCCCGCCGCUCCGGCUACGCCUUCUCGCACCAGCAGGGCUUCGGGGACCUCAUCACCUCCGGCCGGAACAUGCGCCUCAAGUCGACCCCCGCCAGCCCGGCGCCUUACGCCCAGAAGUACCGGCCGCGCUUGGAGAGGAAAGACGGGGGCGCUUCCUAGCCCCGCCCCACCCCCAGGCGGAGGGACCCUCGCUCCCGCCUGCGGAGACG
Molecule: messenger RNA, 3392 nt
Organism: Notechis scutatus (mainland tiger snake)
Lineage: Eukaryota; Metazoa; Chordata; Lepidosauria; Squamata; Elapidae
Source: RefSeq, a predicted model, not a curated record